Homo sapiens (human) is the source of this 2871-nucleotide messenger RNA. RefSeq names its product trace amine associated receptor 1 (gene TAAR1). Lineage: Eukaryota; Metazoa; Chordata; Mammalia; Primates; Hominidae. Bases 180 to 1199 code for a protein of 339 amino acids. The record is from RefSeq and is marked validated. Gene Ontology annotation, biological process: adenylate cyclase-activating G protein-coupled receptor signaling pathway; adenylate cyclase-inhibiting G protein-coupled receptor signaling pathway; phospholipase C-activating G protein-coupled receptor signaling pathway. Gene Ontology annotation, cellular component: membrane; endoplasmic reticulum membrane; endomembrane system. Gene Ontology annotation, molecular function: G protein-coupled receptor activity; trace-amine receptor activity; G protein-coupled amine receptor activity. The transcript has 2 exons.
AGUGUUCCUGCUGUCUGCUCAUCCGCUGACUGUGUUCACUCUUACCUGAGCAGGUUUCUGGGAUAAGUAUGUGCAAAUAAAAAAUAAACAUGAGAAGGAACUGUAACCUGAUUAUGGAUUUGGGAAAAAGAUAAAUCAACACACAAAGGGAAAAGUAAACUGAUUGACAGCCCUCAGGAAUGAUGCCCUUUUGCCACAAUAUAAUUAAUAUUUCCUGUGUGAAAAACAACUGGUCAAAUGAUGUCCGUGCUUCCCUGUACAGUUUAAUGGUGCUCAUAAUUCUGACCACACUCGUUGGCAAUCUGAUAGUUAUUGUUUCUAUAUCACACUUCAAACAACUUCAUACCCCAACAAAUUGGCUCAUUCAUUCCAUGGCCACUGUGGACUUUCUUCUGGGGUGUCUGGUCAUGCCUUACAGUAUGGUGAGAUCUGCUGAGCACUGUUGGUAUUUUGGAGAAGUCUUCUGUAAAAUUCACACAAGCACCGACAUUAUGCUGAGCUCAGCCUCCAUUUUCCAUUUGUCUUUCAUCUCCAUUGACCGCUACUAUGCUGUGUGUGAUCCACUGAGAUAUAAAGCCAAGAUGAAUAUCUUGGUUAUUUGUGUGAUGAUCUUCAUUAGUUGGAGUGUCCCUGCUGUUUUUGCAUUUGGAAUGAUCUUUCUGGAGCUAAACUUCAAAGGCGCUGAAGAGAUAUAUUACAAACAUGUUCACUGCAGAGGAGGUUGCUCUGUCUUCUUUAGCAAAAUAUCUGGGGUACUGACCUUUAUGACUUCUUUUUAUAUACCUGGAUCUAUUAUGUUAUGUGUCUAUUACAGAAUAUAUCUUAUCGCUAAAGAACAGGCAAGAUUAAUUAGUGAUGCCAAUCAGAAGCUCCAAAUUGGAUUGGAAAUGAAAAAUGGAAUUUCACAAAGCAAAGAAAGGAAAGCUGUGAAGACAUUGGGGAUUGUGAUGGGAGUUUUCCUAAUAUGCUGGUGCCCUUUCUUUAUCUGUACAGUCAUGGACCCUUUUCUUCACUACAUUAUUCCACCUACUUUGAAUGAUGUAUUGAUUUGGUUUGGCUACUUGAACUCUACAUUUAAUCCAAUGGUUUAUGCAUUUUUCUAUCCUUGGUUUAGAAAAGCACUGAAGAUGAUGCUGUUUGGUAAAAUUUUCCAAAAAGAUUCAUCCAGGUGUAAAUUAUUUUUGGAAUUGAGUUCAUAGAAUUAUUAUAUUUUACUGUUUUGCAAAUCGGUUGAUGAUCAUAUUUAUGAACACAACAUAACGAACCACAUGCACCAACCACAUGGAUUUUUUUUUAAAUCAGUUACUUGAGUCAAAGUAUGUAUGGUGAGUUAAAUUAUGAUGCUUAUAGGUAAUUUCCUAUUUGGGACAUAGUAGGUAUACGCUUUUCCAUUCUUACCACACAUAAUGGAACUUUGCAAAUCCAGUAUUUAAAGGCCUACAUUUUAUAUAACUUUUCCUGCCCUUAGAAGAACUGCCAUGAGUUUACUGUGGUACCUUAGUCAGCUGUUCAGUGGUGGAAACUAUAGGGCUGAAUUUGAGGAUGCAAAUCAGAAUGAUUUUGUCAUAUACGUAUACAUGUCCUGGUCACAUAUGUGUAUAAGUCUUUUAGUAAAAUCAACUAAAAGUACACACAUUAAAUGUUACCGCUAAAUAAUUGUUGACACAUAAUUUAUUUGUAUUGUUAAUAUAUAUUCCAAUCCUUAAAUAUCUUGAUCUUCACAUUUUUAAAUUAUGUUUUUCUGAUUCUCAUGCUUCUAAGAAAUUUGAAAAAUAAAGGAAAAUAUAAAAAUAAAAUAUAUACAAACCAAAUGAAAUUAAAAAAAUGUUAUUCAUAGUAUACUUCCUGGUAAGGAUUAUAUCAUCUAAAAUUCUUUAUUUUAUAUUAAUAUUUCUCUUUUUCAACUUUUAUUUUGGAGUCGGGGCAUAUGUGCACAUAUUAACUAAAUAUAAUGCAUGAUGCUGAGGUUUGAGCUAUGAGUAAUCCCUUUUUGUGGCUGUAUAACGUGACUGCACAGAUGUACAAAUAUAUUUUUAACCAUUCCCUAUUGUUAAUUCCAGUUGUUUCUAACUUUUCUAAAAAUAAUAUAAAUUAAAUGAAAUUCCUGCUUUUUACCUGCCACUGAAGUCAUGAAAAUGUCUAGAAGGAUUUUACCAUGUCUUAAGGUCAUAUCUGGCAUGAUAGGGUUCAAAACACAGGCUACCUGGUAUUAAACAAAUUCACUUUGCUGGGCUCCACAAUACACAGAAGGAGAAGCAGUCAUCCAUCAAAGUAGCUAAACAUGAGGGCCAACAAGAAGUAUAAUCAGACUAGAUGUACCAUGGCUAUUUAGAUGGCAUAUAUAAAAAUACAAAAGAGGAACAAAUAAUGGUUUCAAAUAAGAUUCUCUAAAGGAAGUGGGCAAACAUUCUAAAUUACAAGCAUUCAUCAGCAAUUGAGCUGAUGAAUACAAACUUCACAUGGUCUGUUUCAGAUUGAGUAUCACUGGGGAUUUGGAUUUACCUUCUGCUCAUGAAUAAGUUAGGGUAAGGCAAAUGAUUUUAAACGUAACUAAAUGCACACUGCUGCGUAUAAAUUUCUGUUUACAAAUCUGAGGAUCUCCGGAGGAUAUGUGAAAUCCUUCCAGAAAUUAUAGUCUGUUUCUGGAGUAUAUAUUUUGUUUCAAUGAUCUGUAUCAAUUUUUGCUCUAGUACUUUUAAAAACAUUAUGUUUUAUGUUUUUAAUUUAGUACACACAAGACUAAAUAAGUAGUGUCCCUAAUCACUCUCAGUUUCAAAAGAGUUUUUUUCACCUGUGAGACCAGUUUGACUUUUUUCACCUGUGAGUCCAGUCUGUCAAAUUUUAAAAAGGAAACAAGCAUUUAGUGAGUUU